This is a messenger RNA of Oldenlandia corymbosa var. corymbosa, 666 nucleotides long. Lineage: Eukaryota; Viridiplantae; Streptophyta; Magnoliopsida; Gentianales; Rubiaceae. The record is from the annotation of a GenBank genome assembly.
AUGAAUACAAUCCACAUUGGAAUUGCCACCUGUGCUGUAGAACUCAAUUACAUUGGAAUGUUUGCAAACUACAUACUCGUUUCAUCUUCCGGCAACCUCUUGGCAUUUAGAAGCCACACCGGUCUUCUUAAAACCAUAAUUAUCCCCAUUUCUUCUUGUGAUACUACGACAUUUUUAUUUGCUCCUAGAAAAAGAUUCGGCCUUUGUGUGAGCCACUCACCUUUAGCCUCCUUCAUUAGGCGUUUCUCUUCUUCAAAUGCUCACCUUUCUCCAACUCUCAGUCCUGAAAAGAAUGUUGUGGACAUCCUUGAAGAGAGGGGCCUACUUGAGGCCCUCACCGGUGAUUCUCUCAGAGACAAAGCAUCGACGUGCUCCCUUCGGGUUUACUGUGGUUUUGACCCCACUGCUGACAGUCUUCACCUGAGGAAUCUCUUGGGUAUAAUUGUCUUAACUUGGUUUGUCCGCCUUCGACAUCAGGUUGUUGUACUUAUUGGUGGAGCUACGGGGCGAGUUGGUGAUCCUUCUGGCAAGAGCACUGAAAGGCCCGAGCUUGACAUUGAAACCCUUGAAAACAAUAUCGCAGGAAUUUCGGCAACUAUUCGGAACAUCCUUGGAAGGGCCGCUGCUGGAAAUGAAGGCAGUUCGAAAAAAAUGUUGCUGUUUUAA